CUGCUAGGGGGCAGGACAGUCCCCGCUACUCCUCCUCAAGUAGCUCGUCUCACCUGCCCAGCCCUAGAGAGAAUGAAAACAGAGCCGACAGCACCGGGAGAGGGGACCACAGCUUCAGAAUGGAAGGUUUCAGUGAUGAAGAUUAUGAGAAGCCGUUCUUCAGGAACCACUCUCAUGUGGGGAAGAAGGAGCCCUUUGUUCUCUCACCUGCAGGAGAAACACCUGUUGUACAGAUUCCUGCUACCAUCAACCGUUACCUGCGCGACUACCAGAGGGAGGGAGUGCAGUUCCUGUAUCGGCAGUACGAGGCUGGAAUGGGGGCCAUACUGGGGGACGACAUGGGGCUGGGGAAAACUGUCCAGGUGAUUUCCUUCCUGUCUGCUGUGUUGGGAAGAACUGGGACGAGAGAAGACAUCACCAACUUCAAGAAGAAGAGGCAAGACUCUCCUGAUGACCACGAGGAGAAACAGCAGGUAUUUCUGAUCGUCAGUCCUGCUUCUGUUCUGUACAACUGGCUGGACGAACUGGAGACAUGGGGACACUUCAGAGUCGGUAAGUACCACGGAGACCCGAGCCUGCGGGAUGAGGUGCUGACCAGAGCGGAGGCAGGAAGGCUGGACAUUGUCAUCACUACGUACGAAACUCUUAGGAGGAACCUGAAUGAGGUGAACUCUGUGCGGUUUGACUGGUCAGCUGUGAUCGUGGAUGAGUGCCACAAGAUUAAGGAGAAGAAGGCGAAGAUCACGGAGGCCAUGGGUCAACUGCGCGUCCGUCGUCGGGUGGGGCUCACCGGGACGAUCCUGCAGAACAACCUCAUGGAGAUGUGGUGUGUGCUCAACUGGGCCAACCCAGGUUGCCUAGGUGAUGACAAAGAUUUUAGGGCCAAGUUCGUGCAGCCAAUCGAGGAAGGGCAGAAGAUGAACUCAACAAAACGGCAGCUGGCCGAAGCUCGGAGAAAAGCCAAGAUGCUGAGCAACCUGAGGAAAAAGUGGUUCAUCCGCAGAACCAAGAAGAUCAUAGCAGACCAGCUUCCCACUAAAGAGGAGCAGGUGGUGUUCUGUAAGCUGUCCGAUUUCCAGCAGACCUGUUACCAGUCAGUGCUGGAGAGUGAGGAUGUGCAGCUGGUCCUACACCAAAACGACCCGUGCGACUGCAACAGUGGGCUCAGGCAGAGGGAGUGCUGCCAUGAGACCAAUAAAGAGGGAGAAUUAGUGAAACAGUUGAUGUUCAGCUACCUGAGUGUCCUGCUGAAGGUGUCCAACCACGUGGCCCUCCUCCUUCCAGAGAUGCAGGGCAGUAAGAAGGCCCUGAAGAGAACCCAGCGGGUAUGUGAUGUGGUGUUCAGCAAACAUCCGCACUUUGUCAGGCUGGCAAGGGAGGCAGCGUUUAGGACACUGUCUGAUCCAAAGUACUGUGGAAAAAUGCAGGUAUGUAUUUCUGGAAAGAAAAUGUUUUAAAUUAAAUCCCUUUAAACGUCUUAAGUUGAAAUCCAACUUUGUAAGGCUGGCCAGGGAAGCAGCGUUUAGGACUCUGUCAGACCCAAAAUACUGUGGAAA
Molecule: messenger RNA, 1556 nt
Organism: Branchiostoma belcheri (Belcher's lancelet)
Lineage: Eukaryota; Metazoa; Chordata; Leptocardii; Amphioxiformes; Branchiostomatidae
Product: DNA excision repair protein ERCC-6-like 2
Exons: 12
Coding region: 120-1457 (445 amino acids)
Molecular function (GO): ATP-dependent chromatin remodeler activity; ATP binding
Source: RefSeq, a predicted model, not a curated record